Spirometra erinaceieuropaei is the source of this 3451-nucleotide messenger RNA. The record is from the annotation of a GenBank genome assembly. Lineage: Eukaryota; Metazoa; Platyhelminthes; Cestoda; Diphyllobothriidea; Diphyllobothriidae.
AUGUUGACCCUUUAUGAUUCGGUUAUCUCACUGACGCUGAUGGAUUUCGAUUCAAAUAUUGGCAAGGAUAGGGUAUGUGACUCUCCUCCCCCCCCCCCCACGCACUGCGUGGUUGGUCAAAAGCCUACCUUCUUAGUUCGUUCGGUGUGCUUCAUAACGCCUUGCCUGGCAGUAGACCGCAAAAGGAUUUAUGUAGGGAGCGGAUUUCAACCUCCGAUAGCGCUAUGAACAUUAAAGUUGCCCGUUUACGGGUUGGGCAACGGUUACAAUUGGUGUUGGUCGGGUUUUUCUUGAGACUAGGGUUGGCUGUGGUUUGGAUUUCGGAAUGAGGCUAGGGAUUACAAUUUUAAGGAAUUGGCCUAAGGUUGCGGUCGCAUCCGAGUUUUCCAUCAAUGUCUACGGGUUAGAGAUUUCCCAUUAAAGGCAUAGCCAUGAAUGGCGUUAGGUUUGUGGUUAACUACGAUCUCCCCCAAGGGGGUUACAUACCAUACUCUUGCUUAAAUAUUCAUAUCAAUAUUCAGGCUGGGCCUAAAAAACCUCUUCCCGAAAGGGUGUAGCCAAAGUUGCACUUAGGAGAUUAGAAGGCUAAAGUAGGAGCCUGGAAUGAUUGUGCUUCCGUCGUGUGUGCAUUCUGAGUUCGUUAGUUGCAGCCAAUCUGCACUAGACCGUGAGCCCAGAUCUUCCUAGACUUAAAGUUCCAGCAUUAUCUUUGUCACUUGGCCAUUGGGGCCUAAAAUGCAAUGCACCGGUCGCUUAGACAGCAAAUGCCAACUUCUACUGGACUUCCAAGCAGACAACGACGUAAUACGCGCAAGGCCACAACUGCUGCUACUCUUGAAGGUUAUACGGACACUAGCAGCCCUCACUCGGGAGUGAGUGUUGUUAUUGGUUAAGGCGAUUCUUCUGGACAUGCCAGGACGACCUUACAUUUUCUCAUGGUCACAGUGAAGGGUGAGAGAUUUCGAGGCUAGCCAAUCGGGCGUGAGAAAUUCGCCCUGCGCACAAACCAGGGGAGAUUUUGUUCGUCUCAGGCAAGCGACAAAUACACUUCGUUUCUGCAAACCCGAGACAAACUGCGAAGUAAUUAAACAAACACUUGCAGUGAACGUUAUAAAAGUCACCAGACAAAAUUGAGACGCUUUAUUAUAUGAUGUCUAAGUGCACCAGUGGAUGCUCGAAGUAACUAUUAUUAGAAGGCUCCUAACGCGAAAAACUCAGUCGUGCAUUCGCUUCAGACGACCAGCCCGACGCCGCUCGCUAAAAGUGCACCGAAAAGUCAAAAUAACUCGCGACUGCUAGUACCCGAAAGUUCUAAGACGCUAAUUUGGCAAGACUUUAGUUUUCUGGGCAGUAAAAUAUCCCCUCACUGGCCGAAGAGGCGUUGGAUGCAAGCACCAUUUGGCGAACACCCUGCAGGAAGUCAUAGGCAGGAGAUUACUGACAAUGGCAUGGAAGACUGCGGUGGCCAUUUCCGGCUUAUUAGCCUUCGUUAGCCGGUCUUUCCCAACCCCAGAUUUGGUGCACUUGAGCGAUAAACCCGCUUUCUCUCGGUUUUCGAGCGUUAAUUAGCCUAAAACUCCACCAAUCCAGCGACGGGCUAGUUUUCCUAAUAGCUGUGAUCAGGAAUACUAUGUUGGAAGUUUGUUCGAUGAUUCAGAACCUCCACUGCCUCGAGGGUUCAGUAGCGAAUUGAGCGGGACAGCGAAGACUGGAAUGACUAGUUCCGACUUAUUAUCCGCCGACAGCCAGUUAUGCCUGGGUCCAGGCAUUGAUCCCGGACUUUAGACAGAAUCCCAAGACGCAACGCGCCCCGUUAUCUGAUUGGUGAACGCCCUUCCACCGUAGUUAAUAUCACUGAUCACAAUCAGCAGGAUAAUAACCCCGAGGCUUAAAUGGUAGGGCGUUAGGCCGGAUGACCAAAGAGGGCUGCAUCGGGGUUUAGGUGCUGUAAACAUGGGUUUUGGUAAGGCUGACUGACGACGGCUAAUAAGCCUGAAAAGGUCAUUUCAGACUCUCUUCUCUUUGUCGGUAAUCUCCUCCUGCCCAUACUACCUACAAUUCGGCCGUCGUUGCCGAUUAGGCCCAUCAUUCGCUCUACAGCAGGGUGAGAUCACAGAUAGUGGAUUGUGAGUGAAGUACCUUAUUGGUAGCAGACUUGCACAGCAUCUACCGCACUCUCCCCUCCUCCUCCCCCACCUGGGCCUGGUGUCACGACAAAGUUGAGAAUGCCCGAUGGCGGGAGAGGACUCAGGUGGCUGGCAUGGCGUAAAUCUGUACCUAGACGUGCCACCAGCCCCCUGGUCCACAACUUACACUGACCAGGAUUUUCCACCAAGAAAAAGGAGGGCGGCUCAAAUCCCAACUGCCGCACAGUGAACCGGCAAAUGGGCCUCCCACCGCAUCCCAAUGUUGGCAACUGUUAUGGGUGCGCAUUCACAAUAACACCUGCCGGAUUCUGAUAUAGUCCCUGUAUUGAUCCAGUGCAUCUACCGUUGGCUCGUUUUAGGGCUCAACCUUUACUACUAAUCGCUGUGCGUCUGCCUGUGCGGCUCUUGAUCGCGCCAAAAAAGCACGAGACGAUCAGGUCCCGUAAACAGUUCGCCGAACGCCCUUCCAGCAGAGCAGAAAGUUAUGCUUGAGAGUCGAAUUCAGACGGCAAAGCACCUUUACCUAGCUCCGCUCCUGCGCAAUGUCUAAGGCUGUCGUACCAUAUUUUUGGGUUUGAAUUAGUCCGAGUAAACAUCCGCCAUAGGGGGAUUGGAUGUACCUUGUGCUUGAACCUACACUUGAAGCAACUGUUGUAAGCGCUGACCUAGGCGGCUCCAGAAUCAAUGUUUCCGCCCAGUUCCGCACAUGCUCUACGCUCAUUGGCUAAGGCUCUAACAAUCUGCGACUGUCUCUGAUGAUGGGUUCGAGCGAUGAUCCAAAACGUCAGGCCAAUAAAUUUUCUGUUCCAAUGAUCGCAUCUUCGUCUUCUGCUCUAACAACUGGUAUCAAAUUAGCGUUUUAACCCCUAAAACUUAUAGCUGACAGUCACAAAAUCCAUUUCAGGUCUAAAUAAAAAAAAUCUGCCGCUCUAUUUCAAUUAAUCCCAAUAACGGAAGCUGUAAUUCGAGUGGAGAGGAAUCAGAGACAGUCACGUCAAGUGGAAUAACCGUGUCACAGACCAGUUCACAAUUUCACCUAAACUGGAGAGCGAAGACGAUGGGAUAAACCCCACCAGAUGACAACCAAUAUUCAAAAUAAAAUGUCACUCUAGUCUUCGAAUAUUUAUGUGCCUGAUCGGAGAACAAACAGACGUGGUGGUGGUGGUGGUGGUGGUGGUGGUGGUGGUGGUGGUGGUGGUGGUGGUGGUGGUGGUGGUGGUGGUGGUGGUUGCGGCGGCGGCGGCGGCGGCGUGACUCUACGAUCUGGUUUUGUUUAUUCGUCAGCCUCAAAAGUCGGUUCUUGA